Porites lobata is the source of this 2440-nucleotide messenger RNA. The record is from the annotation of a GenBank genome assembly. Lineage: Eukaryota; Metazoa; Cnidaria; Anthozoa; Scleractinia; Poritidae.
ACUUUUAACGGCGCCGAGUGCAGUGGUCCCCUGCCUAUUGACGCAGUACUGUGGAUCGUAAAUACUGGGGAAAACAACCACAGACCCGGGUUUAUCGAGGGCUACUGUAAAAACAUACACAAGGGCAAAAUCCGAGUUGGAAUCAACAUUGGAAAUUGUGCAGGGUAUGGGAAAUCCAAUGGUCAAACAGGCUGGAAUUCAGUGUCUCGUUUGAUCAUUGAAGAAGUUCUUCCGUCCCAGUCGCAAGUUGGAGACCAUCACGUGUUUUUUUCAUGUCGCUUAAACUUUGUUGCGCAUUAGUUACUAAAGUAAUAUUAAGAGGAAAAGGGAUAAAAAUAAGGUGCCUUUUUUAAUGACAUUUCAUGUCAACCAGGUCAGUUUCAAACCCUUAAUUAUCAAGCAUGUGACUAUGAAGGUAUGAAGAUGCCUUUUCAUGUUAAAUAAACAUCAAAACGUCGAUAUUGUGUUGUGUGUUGUGUUUUUUUUAUCGCGAUGGAAUUUUUGAAAUCUUGCGCACAUCAUGGUUCUUGCUUGCGUUAACAAGCUGAGUCUGGGGAGGAAGGUAUUGAAACGCAACUUUUCCGUCAGUUCUAAGCGAAAGUUGUUAAUCGUUUGAUGACAAUGGCGACAAUAUCAUAAUUUUAAAGCUUUCAUUCAGAGCGAUUCAAAAGAAAUAAAUUUCUUAAAAAGCGGCUACUAUUUAUAUAUUCACUGCACUAUUUAAAACCUUACAAUCUGAUCCCAAAAGGCAUGCCUUCAAUCAAAAUACGGAAAAUCAAUUUUAGGUAACUGGACCAAUCUCAGUCCUAAUAGGCAUUCCCCAGAAACCGUUCCCUUCGUUUAUGCCUUAAAUGCCAUAAUCGUCUUUUUUCGAAAGAAAAAAAACACAAAGAAACAAACGGCUAGGGUCUCCAAAUAAUUGAUUUUUAUUGAUUUUUGUCACAUACACCGAUUUACGAUCGAUAACCAACCAAGCAGCUUAUGGAAAACCAAACGAAAAGUUAACAUUUUUCUUAAAUUCAGUCAUCGUUGAUCUAAAUAACUCGUACAUGUGAAACUGUUGAAACCAGCCACAACAAAAAAAUAUAACAUGAGGAAAGAGAUUUCUAGACAUAAAGUCGUUGAUAAUUAUGUAUUCCUGUGCACUUUUAUGAGAGCUAACACAGCCCAGAAAAUGGCUUAUUCGGUGAGCCCUAGGUGGAAACCGGAGUCCGGGUAGAUCAUUGAUCGAGAUGCAGGUUCUCUUCAAUUUCCUUGUCUAGGUAUAACUGCAACUAAAGCAAGGAAAGGUUUGUGUAUGUUUUGUUAUACACGGAUGACUAAAAUGCCUUAAUAAUGCGAACGGUGGUGAAUCACUUAAAGUGCACUAGAUAAUACCACGCCUCGAGAAAUAUUGCAGCCAGCUGCAGAUAGAAAAGUGAGCAAAAGUCUAAUAAGAGACGGUUUCUUUAAAUUAAAGUGAUAUAAAGUUUUUUUACUAGAAUUAAAUUUUAUCGAAACCUAUAAAGCUUUCCUGCAAGAAAAAUCCAAUCUUUAGUAGACUUAGAGUAAAUCAGAAUUAAUUGUUUGUUGAACUGAUACUGCAGGAAAACCUACCUCGGGCGGCCUCUCCUACUAGGAACACAAGACUAGAAGACGCCAAACUUUGUUCAAGGAGUGCAAGAAUGUCUGUCAAAGAAGUUAGCACUGCAUGGGCUCUGAAUGCUGCGUAGGUUAGGUAUACAGCUAUUUCGAGAAAGGUUGUCGGAAAAGUGCACGCCACAAUCCCGAAAGGUAUUGUGAGUGGUUUUGAGUUCACUGUUCUUCAAAGAAAUUUGAAAGAAUGGCACGAGAGGCCAUGGACAUGUGUUUAAGAGUGCUAAAGGAAAGCAACAUAGAAGAUUCGACAGCUACAGUGUCAGGAACAGCGUAUUGACCAAUCAUAUCCCAUCGAGAAAGGUUGUCGAAAAAAAAGUGCACGUGACAAUCCCGAGAGGUAGUUUGGGAUACGAUCAAUACACUGUUUCUGACACUGUACCUACUUUUGCUGCUUCGCUUUAGCACUCGCAAACAUACGUCCAUAGCCUCUCGUGCCAUUCUUUUAAAAUUUCUCUAAAGAACAGUGAUCUCAAAACCACCCACACUACCUUUCGGGAUUGUCGCAGGCACAUUUUUUCCGACAACCUUUCUCGAAAUAGCUGUAAAUGCCAAGCGCGCAACUGAGUGUUUUCUCCUCUGAUUUCUUUAAACUCUUCUGACACAGAACUCAAACAUGUGCUUUUAAGGAUCGCCUGGCCUCCCUGGACGUAACGGAGUCAAUGGACAUAACGGGUUAGCUGGCCGCGACGGCCAAGACGGUGCUAAAGGUGAAAACUGCGUGGUAGGUCCCCCUGGACCAGGCCGUGAGAAAGGAGAAAUGGGACCAAGUGGAACAGCCACUGAUCACAGAAACUGGAAACAG